AGAAGCUGCCGUGAGUAAGUCAGAGGAAGGAGGAUCUAGAGGGAGGAGGUUUCAGUUGCAGCCAUGCUGAAUCACUGUUGCUGAUCUGAUCCCCCGCUGGUGGACUGGGAGAACCCGGAGAAGCGAGAAGACUUGGGGAACAGGGUUAGGAUUCCCAGGCGCAUGCAGAGUUUAGCGGCUACCGCCCCGGCUGGGCCUCGCACAAUGGAGAGUGAAAGUGCCAAGCUGAGCUCCCAGCCCCCAAUGCAGGCUGGGGAUGAUGAGAAGAACCAGAGGAUGAUCACUAUCAACCCGGCCCACAUGGGGAAGGCGUUCAAGGUUAUGAAUGAACUGCGGAGUAAGCAGCUGUUGUGUGACGUGAUGAUUGUAGCAGAAGAUGUCGAGAUUGAAGCCCACCGUGUGGUCCUGGCAGCCUGCAGCCCCUACUUCUGUGCAAUGUUCACAGGUGACAUGUCUGAGAGUAAAGCCAAGAAGAUUGAAAUCAAGGAUGUGGAUGGGCAGACGCUGAGUAAGCUGAUUGACUAUAUCUAUACUGCUGAAAUUGAGGUGACUGAAGAGAAUGUCCAGGUGCUGCUCCCAGCAGCCAGCUUGCUGCAGCUCAUGGAUGUUCGACAGAACUGCUGUGACUUCCUGCAAUCGCAGUUGCAUCCCACCAACUGCUUGGGCAUCCGGGCGUUUGCAGACGUGCACACCUGCUCUGACCUUCUGCAGCAGGCCAAUGCCUAUGCAGAGCAGCACUUUCCAGAGGUGAUGCUGGGGGAAGAAUUUCUUAGCCUGAGCCUGGACCAAGUGUGCAGCUUGAUAUCCAGUGACAAGCUAACUGUUUCUUCAGAAGAGAAGGUGUUUGAAGCUGUGAUUUCCUGGAUCAAUUAUGAGAAAGAAACCCGUUUAGAGCACAUGGCAAAGCUGAUGGAACACGUUCGUCUCCCUCUCUUACCUAGGGAUUACCUGGUCCAGACGGUUGAAGAAGAAGCUUUGAUAAAGAAUAACAACACCUGUAAGGACUUCCUCAUCGAGGCCAUGAAAUACCAUCUGCUCCCUCUGGAUCAGAGGCUUUUGAUUAAGAACCCAAGGACCAAGCCCAGGACCCCAGUCAGCCUGCCCAAGGUCAUGAUUGUGGUCGGCGGCCAGGCGCCCAAGGCAAUCCGCAGUGUGGAGUGCUAUGAUUUCGAGGAGGACCGGUGGGAUCAGAUUGCUGAGCUUCCUUCCAGGAGAUGCCGAGCAGGUGUGGUGUUCAUGGCUGGCCAUGUGUAUGCGGUGGGCGGGUUUAAUGGCUCACUGCGCGUUCGGACUGUAGAUGUGUAUGACGGUGUGAAGGACCAGUGGACGUCCAUUGCCAGUAUGCAGGAGCGCCGGAGCACGCUGGGUGCAGCAGUGCUCAACGAUCUGCUGUAUGCAGUGGGAGGAUUUGAUGGCAGUACAGGCCUAGCAUCGGUGGAAGCCUACAGCUACAAGACCAACGAGUGGUUCUUUGUGGCCCCGAUGAACACGCGGCGGAGCAGUGUGGGUGUGGGCGUUGUGGAGGGGAAGCUAUAUGCUGUUGGAGGUUAUGACGGGGCUUCCCGCCAGUGCCUGAGCACCGUGGAGCAGUACAACCCAGCGACCAAUGAGUGGACAUAUGUGGCUGACAUGAGCACCCGCCGCAGUGGCGCAGGGGUUGGAGUGCUCAGCGGACAGCUAUAUGCCACAGGUGGGCAUGAUGGGCCCCUGGUGAGGAAGAGCGUUGAGGUUUACGAUCCUGGAACAAACAACUGGAAGCAGGUGGCAGACAUGAACAUGUGUCGGCGCAAUGCAGGGGUCUGUGCAGUGAAUGGGCUCCUGUAUGUGGUUGGAGGUGAUGAUGGAUCCUGCAACUUGGCUUCAGUGGAGUACUACAAUCCCAUCACGGACAAGUGGACACUGCUGCCAACCAACAUGAGUACAGGGCGGAGCUACGCAGGUGUUGCUGUGAUUCACAAGCCCUUGUGA
Molecule: messenger RNA, 1968 nt
Organism: Orycteropus afer afer
Lineage: Eukaryota; Metazoa; Chordata; Mammalia; Tubulidentata; Orycteropodidae
Source: RefSeq, a predicted model, not a curated record